This is a messenger RNA of Paramecium primaurelia, 518 nucleotides long. Lineage: Eukaryota; Ciliophora; Oligohymenophorea; Peniculida; Parameciidae. The record is from the annotation of a GenBank genome assembly.
AUGGUUUCGAGAUCAACUUUAGAGGAGAAGGUUUUUUACUAUAUCAAAUUGAUUAAAUUAUAGAGGUUAUUAAUUGAAUAGAAAAUGCUGAAAAAUUUGAUGAAUUAUAUGAAAAAGUAUUCAUUCACACUUAUAUUAAUUAAGGCUUAACUAAUAUCAAAAAUAAGAGAUGACUUAUUAAUCUUUUAUUAAAGAUUCUAGGAUAUUUUUAUAGUGGUUUCAGGAAGAGAUUUUGUAAUUCUCUAACAAGAGACACAGAGAUUGAAAUAAAUUAUGGGUGGUAGGAAAAUCUAUUUGAUUAACAUCAAAACCAACUGUUAAAGGAAAAGUUUGAGUUUAAUUAAAGUUAGGAGGUUGGUUAUUAGAAAAAAAAGAAGGAGUAGUUAUUAAACUAAGUGUAAGGGAACAUCAGUUAUUUAUAUGAUCUAAAAGGUAAUUUGCCAUCAAAGGCUGGAAAUUUUGCAGCUAGUGUUCAAGAUUAAGUUAUAGAAAGGCUAAAAAUUUAUGGAAAAAAAUGA